Molecule: messenger RNA, 1308 nt
Organism: Carcharodon carcharias (great white shark)
Lineage: Eukaryota; Metazoa; Chordata; Chondrichthyes; Lamniformes; Lamnidae
Product: gap junction delta-4 protein
Exons: 2
Coding region: 1-1308 (435 amino acids)
Biological process (GO): cell communication
Cellular component (GO): connexin complex
Source: RefSeq, a predicted model, not a curated record
AUGGGAAGGUUGAACAGUCUGGGUCUAGUGACUCUCGCCCUCAACUACAACCUUACAAUAGUCGGGAAGAUCUGGAUAACAGUGAUGGUAGUGUUCAGGCUACUUGUGAUCAUUGGUGUUGGCUAUCCUCUGUACCAAGAUGAGCAAACAAAAUUCACUUGUGACACCAUGCAACCAGGAUGUUCCAAUGUGUGCUAUGAUGCCUUCUUCCCUAUAUCUCACUGUAGAUUUUGGUUUGUACAGGCCACCGCACUCUGCUUGCCUUUAGCGAUGUUCAUCAUGUAUGUGGCUCAUAGAGUGCCAACGCAAAAUGCAAAAGAAAGCUCUCUCCAGUGCCCUCAGAGCCUGGCAGAAACUUCAUCGAUCAGAAAAGUGCCAGUGGGAAGAGCUUCCUUAACCAGGAAAAGCAGUGAGACAAAUUUCCAUUUGGAGGGCAGCCAUGGUGAAACCAAGGCAGUAAAUGAGGAGGUCAGGAUAAGGCAAAGAAUUCUUAAUUUCUGUGAGGCGUAUGUGCUUCAGUUACUUCUGAGGACUUUAUUGGAGGUCGGAUUUGGGGUUGGCCAAUAUUACUUGUUUGGUUUUUUUGUACCAAAUAAGUUUGUCUGCUCCAGCUAUCCAUGUGCCAACAGAGUGACCUGUUAUCCCUCCAGACCCACUGAGAAAACGCUGCUGGUUAAUUUUAUGUUUGGAGUCACUGCAUUCUCCCUUCUACUGAACUUUGUAGAUCUGAUUUAUGUGAUUAAGCAGGCUGUAAAACAAAGCAAGAAGAAUAAGUUGAAAAUGAAGAGUUUUUAUCAUGAAGAGUCAUACCACGAUAUCCCAAGCGACACUCGUGAGCUUCCUGAACACAAAUUAGUCCAAGAGUAUGAAAUGCGUGCGCGAGAAAGGCGAGAGAGCGUUGCAAGCUCAUGCAGUGAAGCUAAAUCUUGCAAAUCCGGGCAGGAGGAGGGAACUUUUACCCGCUCAGAGGUGCAGUCAGAAGACGUGGCUCUCUCCAACACCAACAGCAACAACACACACCUCACUACGAUCACAUCAAGCUCUGCUUUCAUGGGAGGAUCCCCUGACAGGAGUGGCAGCAAGCUGGUCCUCUGUGAUGGUGAGCAGGAAACCCCUGCCCGUUCAUUCAGCAGGUGCACGGAUCAGCAAGGCUCCAGACUAAGGCAGCACGCCCUGCCGAAUCGGCCCGCCGAAUCUCCAUCAAGCAACAACCAACUGUUAGAGUACAGACUUGUUCAUAUGCGGGUUACAGACUGCCAGUCAAACUGCAGCAAAGACAGCAGGAGAAAGAAAUCUGAAUGGGUUUAA